Molecule: messenger RNA, 3531 nt
Organism: Lethenteron reissneri (Far Eastern brook lamprey)
Lineage: Eukaryota; Metazoa; Chordata; Hyperoartia; Petromyzontiformes; Petromyzontidae
Gene: GADL1
Product: glutamate decarboxylase like 1
Biological process (GO): carboxylic acid metabolic process
Cellular component (GO): cytoplasm
Molecular function (GO): carboxy-lyase activity; pyridoxal phosphate binding
Source: RefSeq, a predicted model, not a curated record
UCUCACCCCCCCCACCCACCACACUCCUCUAACUCGGGGGAGCGUGCACGGAUCCCGAGCGCAGAGCGCGACCUCCACCCUGCCAGAGACAACGCUCCUCAACCCGGGGACCCACACACAGGCUUCCACGCAGCGAUGGGAGACACGGCGCCCACCGACAGCAGCAACAGCAGCAGCUCAGAGGUCGUGGAGAGCGGUGCUCCGGCCGCCCCGUUCCUGGCCGGGUCCCCUUCGCCGGGGUUCCCCGUGCUCGUGGAAGGGGUCCCCAUCAACGGACCCCUGUUGGACGCGGCUGCCGGCGAGAAGUUCCUCCUGGAUGUGUUCCCCAUCAUCUUCCAGGAAGCCGUGGUGAAGGGCACAGACGUCAAUGAGAAGGUGUGUGAGUGGCGACCCCCCGCGGAGCUGCGCGCGCUGCUGGACGUGGAGCUGGGGGAGCGCGGGGAGCCCCACCAGCAGCUGCUGCAGCGCUGCCGGGACGUCAUCGCGUACAGCGUCAAGACAGUUCACCCACGCUUCUACAACCAGCUGUUCGCCGGCCUGGACUACCACGCCCUGGCUGCUCGCUGGAUUACCGAGGCCCUCAACGCCAGCGUCUACACGUACGAGGUGGCCCCCGUGGGGGUGCUGCUGGAGGAGGAGGUGCUGAGGACGUUGCGGAAGAUGGUGGGGUGGACCUCGGGAGACGGAAUCUUCUGCCCGGGAGGCUCCGUGUCGAACAUGUGCGCGAUGAACGUGGCCCGCUUCCGGCUGUGUCCGCGCGUGAAGACGGCGGGGCUGAGCGCACUCCCUCGCCUCGUGCUCUUCACCUCGGGCGAGGCUCACUACUCCAUCCAGAAAGCGGCCGCCUUCCUUGGCAUCGGCACCGACAACGUGAGGUCGGUGGCGGUGGACGACCGCGGAAAGAUGAUCCCAUCCGAGCUGGAGAGGAGAAUCGAGGAGGCGAAGGCUGAGGGUGCUGUACCCUUCAUGGUGGUGCUCACCGCCGGCACGACGGUGCUGGGCGCGUUCGACCCGAUCGGCGCCGUGGCCGACACGUGCGAGCGCCGGGGCCUGUGGCUGCACGUGGACGCGUCGUGGGGAGGGAGUGCGCUGCUCUCCCAUCGACACCGCCACCUGCUCGACGGUAUACACAGGGUGGACUCGGUGGCGUGGAACCCGCACAAGAUGCUCAUGUCCGGACUGCAGUGCUGCGCGCUGCUGCUCCGCGAUGACACCGGGCUGCUGCGGUCAUGCCACUCGGCCAGUGCCUCGUACCUCUUCCAGACGGACAAGUGCUACGACUCUGCGCACGACCCCGGCGACAAGUCGGUGCAGUGCGGCAGGAGGGACGACGCCCUCAAGCUGUGGCUCGCGUGGAAGGCGUGCGGGCGGCGCGGCCUGGAGGCGCGCGUCGACCGCGCCUUCGCGUGCGCCAGGUACCUGGCUGAUGAGAUCAAGGACAAGGAAGGAUUUGAGCUGCUGAUGGAGCCCGAGGGAACCAACGUCUGCUUCUGGUUCAUCCCGCCCAGCAUGAGGGGGCAGCCCAGGGGGCAGCUGUUCUGGCAGAAACUGGACAAGGUCGCCCCUUCCAUCAAGACACGCAUGAUGCUCGCAGGGUCCAUGAUGGUCGGCUACCAGCCCCACGGUGACCGCGUCAACUUCUUCCGCAUGAUCCUCAUCUCCCCGAGCGUGCGACGGGAGGACCUCGAUUUCUGCCUCAACGAGAUCGAACGCCUAGGCUGCGACCUCUGACCUUCGGGAUUAACCCCCCCUCCCACCCCAUCACAUCCCUAGAGCCCCCAACACCACAUCAACCCCAAUAACUCCUCCCGAGAGACGAGGCAGCGGACGACCCAACCCACCUCUCCACCUCCCCACCCCCCCACCUCACCUCCCCACCUCACCUCCCCACCUCCCAAGACGAUACUUGACAGACACGGCAAAGUUUCGGUGAGGGUUUUAAUAUUUAAUAAACUAAUUUAUGAUUGCACAUAUCGAUUAAAAUAAUUACGUGCAACUGUGUAGAGUUGAUUUCCACAGCUGCACCUAAUGACUAAUGAAGUAAUAGGGUUCUAUGUAGGAAUGGGUUGAGGGUUUUGUAUGGGAUGAGCCAAGGGUUCUGAGUCGGAUGAGUUGCGAGUGAGCUGCAGGAUGAUGCUUUGUAGAGGAUGGCACGGGGAUUCGGAUGGGAUGUACACGUGCUGCAUGGAAGCAUUUGAGGCUACUUCACGUGAUGGCUCAGUUCAGAUAUAUGUAUCGGAUACCUCGCGAAGACUGCAAUAGAGCUGGACUAUACGAGCAUCUACAACUAAAUACGGGGCUACAUUGGCAGUUGCACAUUAGCACAAAUAAAAUUUGCACCUUAUAACAUAAUAAUAAUAUCUAUAACGAGGAACAUAUAACAGGCUGAUAAUCCUUCUUUUGAGCAGAGGGAAGAGUUUAACUUUGUUGAAGUUUGGACGAUACGCUGCAGUGUCUAAAGCACUUUAAAGUCGACAAAUGACCAGAUUUGCAUUCGCAGACAUUGAAGAUGAACACCGUUGUUACUCUUUGAAGAUGUGUCGCUACUCACCGAGCCAUAUUUUAAUCUUCAUGAAAUGGCCAUGGUUGGUGAUGGAGACAUUUUUUUCCCCAAAACCCACGACAAGUAACAUUUGCCAGAAAUGUGUAAAUUGGGCCCAGUAUCUAAUGGGACACUAUUCAUUUCAACUUAAUUUAUGGUUUCUAAGGCGCUGCAAUGUAAAGUGUGAUAACCAUAAGUCAAAUCAAUUUCCCUCCUCUCUCCGAUCUAAUGAGCCACUGCUCUUAACAUCAACCUUUCACAUGUUCUCAUAUAAGACAGAUAAUGAGGAGAGCAGUGUUUUGUUUUACUUAUCAUCGUACCCGUGACACAGAUACAGCUGAUAGUUUAUGCAAAUGAAAUUCUAAUGACUUGCUGGGUGCGUAGCGCUGAUCUCACGACUGCUUCUGCGCUGCGUGAUGAUGGACUAACUCCGGCGACAAGGGACUCAGCGGGACUUGAGCCAGUGGUUUUACACCAUGUGCCACUGCAGUCAUGCUCUAUCCAGACAUGCAAGACCAGUCAAUAACAUUAAGACUGUCAUUUGUUGUAUGCUGUAUAAUUACGAGUGUUAAAAAGUCUAUUCAUGUUUUGCGUUUACUUUGUUAACUAUUAACAUGUAACUUAUUCGGUCAACUUCACAAAUCUCGAUAUAGUACUUGAGCAUCAAUGUUUACAACGUUCUUAGUAUUUUGCUUGAUUUUAAAACUAAUAUUUGUCAUAUUGUCAUUAGCCCCCAAGUAAUGCCUACAUUUACACUACACAAGUGAACAAGUGUUAGACAUUUCACGCACAGAAUGAUGUAAUUUCGAAUACAGACCACAUUUGCCGAUGCAUAACAUAGGUAUGUUUGUAACGUUCCUAAUGAAUGAUACCCUGCCUUGCAGCUGCGUGUUUUAGACAUUGUAAUUCUCAAUGUGCUGUAUGAUUAUCGUUAUUGACAAUUAAACAGUAGUGGACAAACCUAAUCAACUAAACACCCAUGCUGUCAA